AUGGAAAGAAAAUUAGUACUCGGAUUAUCACAAGGAAAUUCUUCAGAUGAUGUGGAGAAUAAUAAAUUAAAAAAUGUGACAAAAGGCACAUCAACAAAUGAAAAUUUAAAAGAAAAUCAAUUCAGUAGGAUUAAAAAAAAAGAUUGCUACUACGAGCAGAAGAUAUUUAAUGAAAUUGAUAAUGUUCUAGUUCCUAUAUUAGCUGAAGCUGAAGUAAAAGUAAAAUUAGAGAGUAAGAUAAGAAAUAUCUUGGAGCACUUAACACCAGUAUUGAAUGAUGUAAUUUUUAUACCAUUUGGUAUAAUUGGAAUAAUAUGUAUAAUUUAUAUAUUGAUUAAAAUUGUAAAGUAUGAAAGAAUAAAAGCAGGAAAGGGUGAACUGAAGGAUAAGGAAUAUGUUUGUUUUUGUAAAGAAGAUUUUAAUAUUAAUUAA
Molecule: messenger RNA, 432 nt
Organism: Plasmodium cynomolgi strain B
Lineage: Eukaryota; Apicomplexa; Aconoidasida; Haemosporida; Plasmodiidae
Product: VIR-like CYIR protein
Exons: 3
Coding region: 1-432 (143 amino acids)
Source: RefSeq, a predicted model, not a curated record